CAGUGGGGGAGGAGCCGGAGGAGCAGAUAGCUGUGAUCCUGUACAGAGAUGAGCCAGGCUGCAGUGUGAAAAACCACUGACAUUUGGGCAGCUAGAGCUCUGAAAACAAGAUUGGAUAAUGAGACGACUGGUGAGGCGUUGCUUGGGUUCUAACUGUGUGUGAAACGAAACCUAUGCACUCUGUCUGGAUUCUUCAGCAGAGAGAAUCGGGGAAAUAAGCUUACUCUGUCACUAGAAGACGGAAAAAUCUCAAACUAUGGCAAGGACUGAAGAAGAAAAAGCCGCUGCAAAUUGUCACUUAAAAGGCAAAGCCGUGUGCUUCCUGGUUGUCCUGAUUCUUAUCCUGCUGUCUGUGAUAACCGUAUUGGCCGUCCAAGUCCGCCCUGUCAGGAAUACUGAUGAUAAACGGAUAACAGAUGAUGAACGGAUAACAGAUGAUGAACGGAUAACAGAUGAUGAACGGAUAACUAAUAUAAGUGAAGCCAGGAACCAGAUCUGUGCCCCAUGUGAAGAUGACUGGAUCUGGUACAGGGGAAAGUGCUACUACUUCUCUAAACAACGUGAUACAUGGAACAACAGCCAGGAAUUCUGUAUCUCACAUAAUGCAUCACUGGCGCUUAUAGAUAAUCAGGAGGAACUGGAUUUUUUGCUCUGGGUUAAGGGUUUAGACAAUCACUGGAUCGGUCUGAGACGUACAGAAGAUAAUAAAGCCUGGAUUUGGACCAAUGGAACAUUAUACAACGAAAGCCUAUUCUAUAUCCAAAGAUCAUCACAAGAAAAUGUUGAAUGUGUUUCAUUAAUUCACGAUCGUGUAAGAAGUAACACUGGAACUAUUUACUACAGAUGGAUAUGUAACAAGUAGAUUCUUGCACGUGACCAUGUGCCCUCCGAGAGAAGGCCUUAUGCAUAAUGAGAUUGAUGAAAAAAGAAGGCCAUCUUUCUACCGAAGAAUCGUUUUUCUAUCAACAAAUGAACCAACUUCAUUCAGAUACAGCUAAACAACCACUAAUCCUUGUAAUAGUUGGACACUUAUUGUUCUGUGGCGGUCUCAGCAGUCAUCUCAUUAUUACAACAGGCAGGAUUAUGGGUAGCAUGGUGGCUAAGUGGUUAGCACUGGUGCCUUUCAGCGCUGGGGUGCUAGGUUUGAAUCUGAGCGAGGACAACAUGCAUGGAGUUUGUAGACAGUGCUGAUAGGGAGCUUUUAGAUUGUGGGCCCCAUUGGGGGAGAGUAAAGAUAAUGCCUGUAAAGUAGUGCAAUAUAAGGGCGCAAAAUAAAUAAAUUACAGAUAAUGCAAGAUGACAAUAGUGGAUGGUCACCGCUGUCAAUUAAUGGCUUUUAUUAUUAUUAUUAUUAGUAGUAGUAGUAUUAUCAUCUGUUAUCAAAAUGUCAGUAUUUGGAGUAUUACUUUUUUUGUCUUCUUAAAAUAUAAGCUGUUUUCACAAAAAAAAUAAUGUAAACUGAAAUUAACAUUUUGUAUCAAAUAUAAAAUUUCAUAAAGUUGACAAAUACCUUUCAAGUAUUAAAGAAAGCAAAGCAGUACCCGAAA
Messenger RNA from Bufo gargarizans (Asiatic toad), 1547 nucleotides. RefSeq names its product C-type lectin domain family 2 member A-like. The transcript has 6 exons. Lineage: Eukaryota; Metazoa; Chordata; Amphibia; Anura; Bufonidae. The record is from RefSeq and is a predicted model, not a curated record. The coding region runs from base 257 to 862 and encodes 201 amino acids.